Messenger RNA from Daphnia magna, 2046 nucleotides. RefSeq lists its product as uncharacterized. Gene Ontology annotation, molecular function: frizzled binding. Lineage: Eukaryota; Metazoa; Arthropoda; Branchiopoda; Diplostraca; Daphniidae. The coding region runs from base 483 to 1616 and encodes 377 amino acids. Gene Ontology annotation, biological process: transforming growth factor beta receptor signaling pathway. The transcript is spliced from 4 exons. The record is from RefSeq and is a predicted model, not a curated record.
ACAUAGUGGAUGUGUAUAUAUAUACACGUAUUCUUCCUUCUCCGGGUGUAUACUCUCUAUUACCCCCUGCUGUCUGUUGUGGCUCAUUCUUCUUCUUCUUGUUAGUUUUUCCCUUCCUCCUCUUAGAUCUAAAGCCACCCCGUUCGAACCCCCCUCCGCCUCAUCCACCACCACCCACUAGGCUACAAUAGAAAUACAUCGGUGGAACCCGCUCCAGACUUCAGUUGACAUCCGUCCUCUGGACUGAACAGACGUGUGUUUAGCAAAUCCAUUUUCAAUUCUCGUCCUUAACAAACAAACACAUAAUUUUUUUUUUGUUUCUUUCGAGUUCCGUGUGUUUGGUUUGUGUUACGGAUCCGCUUAUACUGUCUUGGAUUAAAUCAUCGCGCAGCUAACAGAGAGAAAAUUCUAAGUGUUGUGUGUUUUUACGUGCCCUGUUUUUUUUUUAUUGUUGAAAAGAAACAAAACAAACCAAACAAAAAAUGUCGGUCGUGUUGUUGUUGUUGAUCGUGGCCGCCGUUUCCGAUUCCGCCGUUAUCGAUAGCGACAGUCCGUCGCCGGCCAGACAACGCCUCGUUUCAUCACAAGCCAUCGUCGAAUCCGAUUAUUCAUCAGAAAUGUAUUCGCAAAAAAGGCCAAUGGAAACGAUCGACGAUCUGAUGAACGCCCUCGCUCAAGUCACCAAAUCCAAAGACGAGUUGAGGUGUCACUGCAAUCUGCCCGUGUGUGUCACGACCGGCUACAUGUGCAAGUCGGCCAUGGGAACGUGUUUCUCAGAAAUCGUCGACCGUAGCGACCUGUCGAGAUCACGACACGGCUGCCUCGAACUUUUGAGCAGCGAUCAUCAAGUGUGUCACAGCAGUCAAUCUCACAACAAUGGCCGUCACGCUGCCGGCCAUCGUCACCUUCAUCCCCAACGACCUCUGGUCCUUUGCUGUCAGGACGAUCUGUGCAAUUACGGAGCUCAACAGGUCCAAUUGCGGCUGGAUUCAGCCGUCCAGACCGGCAACCGCAACGAUUCUUCCUCAUCUUCCUCAACAGGCGUUCAAGAACCGAGAACGGUCGCCAUGGAAACCCGAUUGUUUGGAGACGGACAAGCAGUUGGAAACGGAGGACACGAUCUGUGGCUCAAAGCGGCUACUAUCGCAGUGCCUAUCGCUGGCGGAUGCAUCCUCGUCUUGCUCGUCUUGUUGGCCAUCCGCAUGCUGAGGAGAGAUCGGGAAAACAACAACGACGUGCUGAUGGGAAACAAUUACACGGUUCCUACCAACCGGAACGAUUUCCAGAUCCGCAGCGUCUGGGGUAAGAGCCGGCAGAUCCAGCACGAACCAGCCUACCAUCACGUUCCGCAACACCAACAGCAACAACAACAACAACAGCGAUCCGGUCAGUGGAAGGAUUGCCAGCUGUCGAUGGCUCAGCAACAGCAACAACAACAAUAUCGCCAGCAUCAACAACACCAGCACCGCCAUCAUCCGCAUCAAGUGGCGCCACUUUUGCACGCUCCGCACAACAUCGUUUACAUGCCGACCGUGCAGAAAAUCAUUCCGCCCAAGCGGAUCAUGUGGAACAAGAGCUGCAUGUUGGCUAAAAAUCCAGGCCUUCAACAUCUUUGAAAAAAAUUAUAAGUCCACCACUAGAUGGCUCUUCUCCAAACAAAAAAGUCAAUAUUUCAACAACAAAAACAAAACAUUAUUUACGAUGAUUGAUUGAUUGAUAAAGCGUUUAAAAUUAAAAAAAAGGGAAGCGAUCCGGAAUAUCAUAACAUCGAAAGAACAUCAAUCAAAAUAAUAAAUGCCCCAUCAAAUUAUGUUCCUGUAAAUAAUAAUGAUUUUGACGGGCACUUUUGGGGGUGCUGGGAAAUUUUAAACGAAAAUGUUUUGCUACAGAAAUCGUGCGCUCUUCAAUUCAUCAUUCAUAAAUAUGUUUCCCUCCCACACAUACUGUCACGCUUGUACAUAUGAAAAACAAAAACAAAAAAAACCUAUCGUGAUUUUAUUGUCUAACCCAAAAGUCUAGACAAUACAAGAAAUUAAUUAUUCAUAA